This is a messenger RNA of Penicillium canescens, 1341 nucleotides long. Its product is annotated as TFIIH/NER complex subunit SSL1. The record is from RefSeq and is a predicted model, not a curated record. Bases 1 to 1341 code for a protein of 446 amino acids. The transcript is spliced from 3 exons. NCBI's taxonomy places the organism in Eukaryota, Fungi, Ascomycota, Eurotiomycetes, Eurotiales, Aspergillaceae. Gene Ontology annotation, biological process: nucleotide-excision repair; DNA-templated transcription; regulation of transcription by RNA polymerase II. Gene Ontology annotation, cellular component: transcription factor TFIIH core complex; transcription factor TFIIH holo complex. Gene Ontology annotation, molecular function: zinc ion binding.
AUGGCCGACUCCGACGAAGAAUAUGUGGGCGAGGUAACAGAGGAUGAAGAUGAUCUUCAGGUGACUCGAGGCGACACACGGGCCAGGAAAAGAAAGCAGCGCGGAGGCGCAGAAUGGGAGCUAUCCAGAACCUGGGAGACUCUGGUGGAAGGUGCAGAUGGAACCAUUAAUUCGACCGUCGAGGGCCUUCUGGAGGCAGGCAAACGGAAAAGGCUAUUGAAAGAUACGACACCACUGCAGCGCGGUAUCAUUCGACAUCUCAUCCUCAUAAUCGAUCUUUCACAGUCCAUGUCCGAGAAAGACCUACGACCGACACGGUACCUGUUAACGCUUCGAUAUGCCCAGGAGUUUGUGAGAGAAUUCUUUGAGCAAAACCCCAUUUCCCAGCUCGGCGUCCUUGGACUGAGAGAUGGUCUUGCCCUUCGAGUCAGUGAUAUGAGCGGCAAUCCAACGGAGCAUCUCGCGGCCAUCCAAGCGCUAAAAACACAGGAUCCCAAAGGUCUUCCCAGCCUCCAAAACGGAUUAGAGAUGGCACGUGGUGCGCUUUUCCAUACCCCGAGCCAUGGCACUCGUGAGGUGUUGAUCAUCUUUGGGUCUCUCCUCUCCUCUGACCCUGGAGACAUCCACCAAACGAUAAGUACCCUGAUCAGCGACAAGAUCCGAGUUGGGAUCGUCGGUCUCGCCGCGCAGGUUGCAAUCUGCCGUGAGCUUUGCACCAAAACAAGUGGCGGGGACGAGACAGCGUAUGGAGUGGCACUGAAUGAACAACACUUUCGAGAGCUGAUGAUGGACGUAACGACACCCCCGGCUGCUUAUUACCAAAAGGAAUCUGCGAGCUCUUUGCUAAUGAUGGGGUUCCCUUCUCGUACAGUGGAGUCCAGCCCUUCUCUAUGCGCAUGUCAUUCAAAGCCCUCGCGAGGAGGCUAUCUCUGCUCACGAUGCAAUAGCAAAGUGUGUAGUCUUCCUGCGGAGUGUCCAUCCUGUGGACUUACAUUAAUUCUCUCAACUCACCUGGCACGCUCGUAUCAUCAUCUAUUCCCCUUGAUCAACUGGGUCGAGGUGCCGUGGCGUCGAGCCUCGCAAAGCUCUGCUUGCUUUGCCUGCGGUAUUUCUUUCCCACCCGUUCCCCCAGAGGAUCAAUGGCAAGGGACCGAGAACCAUACCAAGGGAAUGAGUGUGAGCAGUCGCUACGAGUGUACAGCGUGUCAGAACCAUUUCUGUAUCGACUGCGAUCUCUUCGCACAUGAGGUCGUACACAACUGUCCUGGGUGCCAAAGUAGAAGUGCAAGCCUGCACUCCGCGCCCAAACCAACAGCUGAUGGCAUGGAUACCACAAUCUAG